Apis cerana (Asiatic honeybee) is the source of this 602-nucleotide messenger RNA. It is a transcript of the gene RpL21, whose product is annotated as ribosomal protein L21. Gene Ontology annotation, molecular function: structural constituent of ribosome. NCBI's taxonomy places the organism in Eukaryota, Metazoa, Arthropoda, Insecta, Hymenoptera, Apidae. Gene Ontology annotation, cellular component: ribosome. The record is from RefSeq and is a predicted model, not a curated record. Gene Ontology annotation, biological process: translation.
AUGACAAAUUCAAAGGGAUAUCGUCGAGGAACAAGGGAUUUAUUUUCCCGAAAAUUCCGUAAACAUGGAACAAUUCCAUUAUCUACAUAUAUGAAAGUAUAUAAAGUAGGCGAUAUAGUUGAUAUUAAAGGUAAUGGAGCAGUGCAAAAAGGAAUGCCUUAUAAAGUUUAUCAUGGAAAAACUGGACGUGUAUUUAAUGUAACUCCCCAUGCUCUUGGUGUCAUUGUUAAUAAAAGAGUACGUGGACGAAUUAUUGCUAAAAGAAUAAAUGUUCGUAUUGAGCAUUUAACUCAUUCUAAAUGUAGAGAAGAUUUUUUGAAACGAGUAAAAGAAAAUGAAAGACUCAGAAAAGAAGCAAAGGAAAAAAACAUUAAAGUACAAUUGAAAAGACAGCCUGCUGAACCAAUGCCUGCACACAUUGUAUCAGGACGUGAAAAUCCUAUUUCACUUGCACCUAUACCUUAUGAAUUUAUUGCUUAAAAUUUAAAUAAAAAUGUUCUGAAAAAAUUAAUGUUAUUUUUUAAAAGCAUACCGCACAUUUUCUAUAUGUUUUGAAUAUAAUUUUGAAAAUAUAAUAAAAAUAUUCUAUAUUAUAUAUAAAA